Aspergillus melleus is the source of this 1323-nucleotide messenger RNA. RefSeq lists its product as uncharacterized. The transcript is spliced from 2 exons. NCBI's taxonomy places the organism in Eukaryota, Fungi, Ascomycota, Eurotiomycetes, Eurotiales, Aspergillaceae. The record is from RefSeq and is a predicted model, not a curated record. The coding region runs from base 1 to 1323 and encodes 440 amino acids.
AUGUGGCGCAUCGCCGAGUGGGAAAGUAAACAUCGUCUCUGGUUCAGCGAUGGCGAGCCGAUCGACGCUGUCCGACCCAUCGAUAACUUUGAAACCCGCGCAGGCCUCUCCUCCAGAUUAAUCGUGGAUAAGCUGGGGUUUCUUGAUUUGACAGAGAUACCAUCUGCCCCAACGGUGGCGCUUGAUGCGAAUGGAUCGGUGGUAGAAUCCGCCCUAAUCGGCAGCCGGGAUACAAACCAGCCCAUGGAUCUAUCUAUCCAGAUCAACAAAGAUACGAGAACAGUGACAAUAAGCAUCAUCCUUCCUGAAGAACCAUGCUCUGGUGACGACAACGAAUAUCUGUACAUCCACCCACGAACCCCCAGCACCACCAUCCUCCUAAAACCACUCCUGAACCUCUCUUCAGCGGACAUCAAAUUCAUCAAAUCCAUGAUCCGCAAAUCCUACAUCCCCUACCAAAACGUCCCCCCGUCGGCCGGCGGCAAAGACAAGAACACCAUCAUCCGUCUCGGGAAACGCUUCUUCCCCUUCACGACCCACGGCUUCGAGCUGGCCAUCUGCAUCUACGACUGGACGACCGCGUCGUUCGUACGAAACGUCCUGUUCAAGAUCUUUGAAUAUACCCCUCCACUGGAAGAUCUGUCAUCCACACCGCCAUCGCUAAACCCACUCGAUCUAGAAAGUAUAGCCCAGCAAAUCUACAACAGUAACUGGGAAACCUAUACACCAGACAACAAAGCCUACAUGAACUCCUUCAUGAUGACACCCGCGUCCUCGCUGUCCGAAGUCACGAUCCAGCUAAAUAAGAUCGCACCAGAGGUCCAUCGGCUCAGCGACAUCCAGAACCGAAUCAUGAGUUUAGCCGUCUCUUCUCUCCCGCGGAUGUCCGUGUAUAAACGGCCAGUCGUGUACAGCGGACAACCUGAUAUGCGACAACUAUCGCUGGAUCAGUUUGGAAUCGGGUUCCGAGAGACUGCUGUGAAUAGCGAACGGGGACCGUUGCGGAUUGAUCUGGACCUGUUUCUGAGAGAGUAUAUGGUUAGAGGGAAGACGUUGACGACGAAAGCGUUUUUAAGUUUCACCGAUGAGAAGAGUACGGCGAUGGGGUAUAGUAAUGGGUUAUUGUUGAUUGCGUAUCCUCCUAGGGGGAGUGCGGUGUGGGAGGGCAUGAGUCUGGUUACGCCGUUGGCGGUGGAUGGGCAGAUUGAGUAUACGUUUUUGCCUGGGACGAGGUUUCUGGUUGAGGGGGUACACAGGGAGAUGGUUGGGGGGAGGGAGAUUGUUGUUGUUGAGUUGAGGGUUGUGGUGAGAGUGGAGGGUUGA